Blastocystis hominis is the source of this 1052-nucleotide messenger RNA. RefSeq lists its product as hypothetical. The transcript has 2 exons. The record is from RefSeq and is a predicted model, not a curated record. Lineage: Eukaryota; Bigyra; Opalinata; Blastocystidae. Gene Ontology annotation, molecular function: NAD+ binding. Bases 1 to 402 code for a protein of 133 amino acids.
AUGUUCUACUCGGAUCAGAAGUACCACCCCACGCCCUGCCACUUCAUGCUCUCCUUACUGAAAGACCGCGGCAUUCUGCGCCGCAUCUACACGCAGAACAUCGAUGGAUUGGAGCGCGACGCGGGACUGGAGCCGCCCUUGCUCGUCGAAGGCCACGGCACCUCGCGCGAGUGCGCCUGCUUCCACUGUGGGCAGGAGUUCCGCUCCGAUCUGCCGCAGCGCAGCGUGGAUUCGCGGACCGUUCCGUUCUGCCCGUCGUGCGGCGGUCCGAUCAAACCGAAAAUCGUGUUCUUUCAUGAGCAUUUGCCGAGCGUGCUGUACUCGUGCUUCCGAGAAGAUAUGCCCGUGGCGGACUUGCUGAUCGUGAUUGGAUCGUCGCUUCGCGUGUAUCCGAUCGGGUAGGUGCGGAGAAUGGCGGUGAAUCAGAGGAAUCCCAGAGCAUUUGCCGGCGUUCGUUCCGCAGCUGCUGAUUAACAACGAGCUCGUUGGGAAUUUCGGAAAGAAAAUGUGGAAAGAAUGCAAAGAGAGAGUGAGAUGUAGACAUCGGAGCUGCACGUUAAUCGGAGAUUGCCAGAAUCUGGCAUUGGCGCUAAUCAAAUUGUGUGGCUGGGAGACGGAUUAUCUGGACAAGAUCGAUGCGUAUAAGAAGGAAAACGGACUCGAGUCGUUUAUCUGGGAAGAUCAAUACAAUUUCGAAAACAUCGAGGCGAAUUGUUUGAAGUUCGAAGAGACUCUGAAACGAGACGACGUUCAGGAUAGUUCGGAUGAAGAGCCGCUUCGACCCCUUCCGAACUGCUUCUUUAGCGAUGAUGGAAGUGAGCUGGAGACGUACGGAAUGUCGCAAGAGGAUUUAGACAGCAUUGCGGAGUAUUUCGUGACGCAGAUCCGCGAAAUGAGCAUUUUGAAUCACAUCGAAGAGAGCGAGAAUCGAAGCGAACACAUCGUGCUGCGAUGGAAUAACAUUCUGGUAGAGUUGAACGACGUGAAUAGUCGCUGCUUCCGUGAAAUGAUUAAGUGGAAGAAACAAAAGGUAAAUAAAGAUGACAUGAUUU